AUGUCUGGACUCGCUGCGCUACAUUGCUCGACGUUUGCACAAGGCUUCAGCAACAAUCAACGCCAGGCUGCUGCCAGGGCACUACUUAGGCACGACGCUCACAUUGACGGCACGCAUUAUCAUACCAAGACACUUUGUGGCCUUCAUCCCUCCUACAUAGCCUUUCACUCUAAUAGUCAAGAACUGGAAUCAGGGAGAGCGCUAUCUCCCAAAGAACUUGUGGAAAUUGCUAUGCAGGACCGUCUCGACAGUGGUAUAUCUCUGCUUGUUCGAUGUGCAGGUUCUGGAGUAGGACCGACUAUGUCACCCAAGAAAAUUCCUCUUGACCUGUAUAUCACGCCACACGAGCUGCAAGAAGUUCCUCAACAGAUUGGAGGAGAUGUCACGGUGCUUGUACAAGCAUUCGCUCAAGAGUUUGCGAUACCACAUCUCCAACGUUUUGCUAAGCGCUGUGCCAUUGAAAAUAUCAAACCACCUCAGUCUUUCCCUGCUACUCAUAUCAGUACAAAUGGACCACAGCACCUCCCAGGGUCUAUCGUGGCUACUGGGGCUCGCAUUGCGUGCUCUGCACAAGCACCAAAAACCUUCGAGAAGAAUCUGCAAACCUCAUCCGUUCCUGCUGCAGAUCCAAAGAAACCGGCAUCUGCAGCAAUUUCUGAAGGAAUCCAACUGGGGGCAAGUGUUGCAAAAGACAUGUUAACUCCAUGUUCACAGAUUCGCUGGCGCCGAGCUGCUGAAGUCUUUGUUGCUGAUAGAGUCCCUGGCCCAAUCUUUUCGGUUCGGCCUGAAUUCGGUUGCGAUGCCAUAAACUUUAGUCCUCCGCUCAUUAGUAUCGGUCCUAAUACCGAUGCUGCUCUUGAUCGGUUCAAACUGGGAGAUGAGCUCUUGCCCAAGCUCCGUGUGCUUGUUGGAACUGUGCGAAGCAGUCGUUGGGAGUUGGUUCUCAGGUCCCAGAAGUGGGAUCUGAACUAUGAGCAAGCCUCUAUCUUGGCGAACGCCCUUCUUGCAGACCUUCAAGGGGUGCCGUUCAGCCCUGAAAUUGUGAAGCGCAAAUCUUCUGUGCUAUCCGUCAUUCUGGAGUGUCUUGGCAUUCUAAUUGUGAAUAAUUAUCUUGCAGUUUUUCACCGUGGCAUUAUGUCUAAGCGCAAAUACAUGGUAUCUCCCUCCACCCACAAGAGCAGCGCCAGGCGCCGCAUGCAGCAACCUCGCAUCCGUCCAAAGGUUGUCAUAAGCAAAGAGGCCCGUGCUCUACUCACAGCCAACCGACGCACCAAGUCUCGUCAGUUCAAAAUCGCCCUUGAUGAGGCUUGGGGCCAGAUCGACGAGGCCACGAAGACUAUCGCUUCAGCUCACCAUAAAAGCAUUCGCCGUGUGCAGAAUGAACUGUACAUUGGCCAAGGGAUCCUGCGUUCUAAGCGCUCCAAGCUGAACGCAUGGAAUGCGUUCUGCUGGAAAAAAAACCAGGCCAGCGAAAAUCGCAACCAAGGCAAAGGCGCACUUCAACAGCUCGUUCAUGAGCAUAAGGACGAGUACCACAACCUUUCAAAGGACGAGCGGGCAGAUCUACUUAAAGAGUAUGCCGACUGGUCAUUAACAAAGGCUACUGGUGUGCGCACCUCCACCAAAUCGAAGGUCAACGAUAUCACUCAAACACUCAAGGCUGUCGAAAUUGAGCUUAAAAGUCUGCAAUGUCGUACAGGCGCAGAAAGCGUAUUCUAUACCACGCGCGGGUUGACUGAUCUUCCCCUUCGAAGCAUAGCCUUUGCGACUGAAGGCGUUCAGGACUUCAUGCCAUCUGUGAUGGGCGUCGACAAUCAAGAUCUACUUGGUAAGAUGGAAGGCUUUGCGGUUCAAGGUGUGAAAGGUGCUGCACAAAAUCACCAAGAGCGUGUGUCUCAAGCACGCGCAGCCAUCCGCAAUAUUAUCAACAGUACUCUUCAUAAGUCCCUCCUCCCACUCUGUCAGAUCACUGGCAACCCUGAUGCCAACAUGCAAUGGGCACUUUAUUUCUGGAACAUUGUCCAACGCUACCAAGUCAUGAUAGAGGGUGGCCUGACAAUAUUCCGUUCGCCAACCUUAGCCAAGUGUCUAGCGCCCUCCCAAAGCUCGACAGGCUCUUCCGAAGGUGGAAGUCGGGUGCAACGCACUGGAAGACUUUAA
Molecule: messenger RNA, 2160 nt
Organism: Suillus subalutaceus
Lineage: Eukaryota; Fungi; Basidiomycota; Agaricomycetes; Boletales; Suillaceae
Exons: 10
Coding region: 1-2160 (719 amino acids)
Source: RefSeq, a predicted model, not a curated record